Molecule: messenger RNA, 4085 nt
Organism: Archocentrus centrarchus (flier cichlid)
Lineage: Eukaryota; Metazoa; Chordata; Actinopteri; Cichliformes; Cichlidae
Product: protein Dok-7
Exons: 13
Coding region: 90-2774 (894 amino acids)
Biological process (GO): positive regulation of protein tyrosine kinase activity; neuromuscular junction development
Molecular function (GO): protein kinase binding
Source: RefSeq, a predicted model, not a curated record
UGCGCCCCGCAAGAGGAGAGCGCAGCUAUUUUGAAUGUGACCCCUCAUUCAGGCAGCGGCUCUGCAGCUGUCAGGAACCAUGACUGAAGAUGACGGAUUCUGUUGUCGUGGAGGGAUAUGCCAGACUCCGAGACGGGAAAAAGUGGAAAACUAGGUGGAUCGUACUUCGCAAACCGUCGCCUGUAGCAGAUUGCCUCGUGUUGCUGAUUUUUAAAGACAAAUCAGACAAGUUUCAGGGGAACAAGGAGAGGGCGAGCGUCACCUUGGAGGAAAUCUGCGGUUUGGAAGCUGGACAGUGGUAUGAGGGUGUGGCUUUUACUCUGACCAUCCUCUGCUUGAAUCAGGCUGCUCUGCUGGGCUUUGACAGCAGGGAGGCCCUGCAGGCGUGGGACGCCCGCCUGCGAUACAGCCUAGGAGAGGUUCACAGAUUCAGUGUUGGAGUCUUACCAGGGACCAAGUUGGAGAGCGGGCCUGCAACUCUCCAUUUGUGCAACAAUUUGUUAGCUCUUGCUCGGGAUGUCCCUCCUGUUAUUAUUGGCCACUGGAACCUUCCAGACCUGCGUAGAUAUGGACCUGUACCAAAUGGAUUUGUGUUUGAGGGAGGAACAAGAUGCGGCUACUGGGCUGGCGUUUUUCUGCUCACAUCUGCUGAGAGCGAGCAGAUCAGCUUUCUAUUCGACUGCAUCGUUAGAGGCAUCUCCCCCACCCGAGGCCCUUUUGGACUGCGGCCCAUUUUGCCAGAUCCCAGUGCCAGCCAGACUACUUCAGAGGAAAAGCUGAACCUUGAGGCCCAGGAGCUAGAAAAACGACUGAGCAUGCUGUCUCACGGGAGUGGCACAGUCUCAUCCACUUACUGCCCGUCUGCUGGGGGCGACGACCGCAGCAUAUCUGGUUCUUCUGACACUUCAGACACCAGCCACUCAGACUGCAGUGUUGGCAGCCGGCUGGCCAUUUGGACCGAACCAGCUUCUAACCACCCUGAAAACGUCAGCCACGCAGGCACCAAACUGGCACUGCAGAUUGGCGAUAAGCUUUCGGCCAACCAGGGAGGUGCACACCGGCCUGCGGCCAAGCUGCCCCGGCAACUUCAGGAAAUCGGUCGUCAGAGCUCAUCAGACAGUGGCAUCGCCACUGGAAGCCAUUCCUCGUACACUGGUAGCUUCUCCUCCUACACAGGCAGUCUGGAUAUGACCCCUGGAGAGGACUUUGGUUCUUUUUUAAGCUUGCCUCCACAUUUGGCACAAGACCUGAGCCCUUGCACUUGCCCUGCUCUUCCUGGGCAUGAGUACCAGGUGCCAACAUCACUUAGGUACGUCUAUGACACUCCUCGGAGUCUGUUACAGGAAGCAGGUGGAGGUGUCAAAGAAAAUGAAGCCUCCACCUCCACUAAAGACCCUUCAGUCCUUUUAGGCCUCACAGCAGAGGCAGCACAACAGGACCAGAGCUGUGGUACAACCCCAGAGGGUCACUCAGAAGCUACUGAAAGUCCAUCAAUCAGUGAACGCUUACAGGGCCUUUCAGUGGCGAGUAAGAAAACCAAGGUGGCACCCUCUAGUGACUCCUGUAAUACCUGCACCUCCCUCACUUCUGUCUCCAAAACCAUCGUGACCAUCUGCUCUGUUUGCGGUGGAUUUAAGGGGACUCCAUACAUCCCUAGUAGUUCUUCAGUGAUACCCGCAAUACCAGAACAUCUUAUUUUCAAUCCAGCAGAUCAAAGUGUUGACAAAUCACCAUUCAGACCCAGUACCAGUGAAUGCACUAUUGCAGAGAUGGAAAUUCAGGAGAUCUCUCCUGGCUCUGAAAUCGUCCACACUGCUUGGAUGCCAACUGUGACGAUGAGUGAGGAGUCACCGCUGUCAAAAAAAGGAAGAGAGAAAUUAGCCUGUCUUUUAGCUGAUCUGCUCGGCUUUCCAAGCACAGAUAGCCAGCCAGAGGCAAAGACACACAAAUUGAACCCGUAUGAGUCAAUGAGCCCUGCUUUGGGUAAUGAGCUCAAUUUGGCACCGGCAGUACCAUUACAAGACUCACAGCAAGAGAAAAGAGCUGUCAUUUAUGAAAACUGUUUGAAGUGUCAAGGAGAGCGCUGCCAGCCUCCACCACAGGCCCCGCCUGCUAAAAAGGGCCACAACAGGAACGUUUCCACUUUAAAAACCUUCCCGAUUUGGCUGCACCUGAAGAAAAGCCAAGAACAUCCUGCUAAUGAGGAGUUACAUUACCCAGCCCUGAAUGAUUCAUCACAGAGAGUGGAUGGGCAGUGUCAGUACAAAGAGAUGAAUGGUCCGACAGUAAGCAGUGAAGACAAAAGGCUUUGUAGUAAAGAGGAAAGACGCAGAGCCGAUCCUGCUUAUGAGAUCAUGGAGAGUCGGAUGCCGGAGAGGAACCUGGAGGCACAGGAAAAACACAAGUAUGAACUAAUGGGCAGCUAUGGCCAGCAGAGGUUUCUUCAAGAGACUGAAGGGGCCGUGUUUGUGUUCCCUCCAGAGGCUCCGCUUCCUGAAAGACCUCGGAGUGAAGGUGUGACGUACGUGAAUAUUCCUGUUAGCCCCACGUCCAAGAAGCAGCUCAACUACAUGGAGCUGGAGCUGCAGGAGCCUGCGCACAGCGCUAGAGCGGCUGCCGCACAUCUGCCAGCUCAAAGAAAGAGUUCCACCAAGUACGCACAGAUUGACAUCACUGCCACAGAGACGGCUCACAAAGUCGGCACGUUACAUGCUCUGGGUCGGCAGGAGGGCCUGCACACUCUGGAGCUGAGAAGAAAGGGGACGCCACAUUGACUUUUCUUUCACUGAAACGUUGAUCUCAGCAGGAAUUUUUUUCCCCGCAACAGCAGAACUACAACAUCAGACUGUAAAGUCUGCAAGAGACGUGGCUCUGAGGGACUUACUGUUGGAUUCCUUCUCUGUUCUGUUCCAUCUCUGAAGCUGCUUCAGCCACUUUACAUGUGCCAGAAUCCCAGAAAAAUAUAUUCUGCCCAGUGUCUACUUUAGAGAUUGAGACUGUAAUCACAAAGGAGCUUGAAAAUGGAGCUCCCUUCGAAAGGUUUCGCUCUUCAUCAUGGGCAGCAUUUUUUUUUGUGUGUAGAUGUCUCAUUAAAUGGCAUUAUGAUGUUCCUCAGGCCUAAGGCUAUCUAGAAUGAAGAUGUACAAACCCUGGGCUGAGUCACGGACCCCGAUAAUACCCCAGAGCAAAGGCAUUUCACAGCUCACUCGGGCCAUCCCUAAUUAUGUGCUGUUGUGUCCUUGUUUGGGUGAAAGAGGUAGGGUCUGGGCAAGAAAGGAAGCAGAAACAGUGUUUGUUCUAACAAGGAGUUGACGCUCAUUUAUUCCUCGGUGAUCUGUAAUUCCAUAUGUUGUUGCACGUAACUCUUUCUGCAUUUCAAAUUUAGGAUAACUUUUCCAUCCAGUCUUACUCACAAUGAUGCAAAAUUCAGACUAGCUUGCUGUGCAAAAAAAUAAAUAAAAGAUUUUUUGUUUAAAAGUAGCAUAAGUAAUGGCUCUGCAUAACACUUCCACUCUGUGCAUGGUGACUCUUGUUAGCCUGGUUGUAAGUAAUGGGGAGAAUGUUGAUGGCUGCUGUGCAUUUUCUUUUUUCUUUUCUCACUUCCCGGUUCAUAUAGAAUGGGAUUUAAUGUGGGAGUCUUCAUAAAUAAUGCAAAGCUGAGAAGAACCACUUUUGAAAUUCACAUGGAGAUUUCUUUCUUUUCUUUUUUAAAUCAGUGGCUGUUUUUGUCAAAAUUAUGUGCUAACAAAAAGUUGUUUUUUCUUUUUCUAAUUGCCUCCCUGAAGCUGUUGGCAUUUUUAUUAUUCCAUAUUGUGUGUGUCUGUGUGUGCAUAGUUAUGAAAAACGUAUGUAUUUUUUUUUUUUUAGUGCUACCCAUCUUGGUGGAUCCCAUAUUGUUUUUGUUUCAUGGUCUACUCAGAUACCACUGUUCUGAUUUACUGUAAAUACAUUUUCUUUCUAUCUAGGUGAUGUGGAUUGUCACAAAAUGUGAAGGAGUUUCUGUACAGUAAACUUGUAUGGAAAGAGUUCAAGGAGAGUGCCUGCUUCCUAAGGAACUAUUUUUUUUUCACAUAAUACUAUUUUUU